Ostrea edulis (European flat oyster) is the source of this 5171-nucleotide messenger RNA. RefSeq lists its product as uncharacterized. The transcript has 4 exons. NCBI's taxonomy places the organism in Eukaryota, Metazoa, Mollusca, Bivalvia, Ostreida, Ostreidae. The record is from RefSeq and is a predicted model, not a curated record. The coding region runs from base 125 to 1414 and encodes 429 amino acids.
AACCCGGAGAAAACUAAGAAAGCCUAUCUUUGUCGUACACAAUGCCUUAAAUCCUGGCUGUACGCUGAACAAAUUAAUCGACAGACGACUCCCGCAGGUGAGGAAUCGCUGGAAUUAGGUGAUCAUGAGAAAGAUUUAUGUCCUUCUAAUUACAGUAACACUUCUGGAUGGCGCGGAUUCUAAGGGGGAGAGGAAGGUGGACAACAAUGUCUCUAUCGGGCCACCAGAUCCGCAGGCUAUUUGGCCCGUUACGGACUAUCUACAUAACAACACAGGCUACGCGAUCCAGAAAAAUCUGUACGGCGUUUAUCAUGAAGUUACAUACACAUCGCCAGGACCGGAAGUAGGCUUAGCUAUGCUGCAGUUCGAUGCCACGAAAAAUUCCUUCAUGACAUUUUUCAAUGAUGGAUCCCUAAACGGUUUUCACGCAGUAACGUGGAUAUUUUAUGUCAAGCCACUGUUUCAGCAGAAAGCAGUAUUGAUGCAAUAUGCUGGAGAUGGGACGUAUCCCGGCAUGCAACUGCGAUUAAACUCAGACGACACCAUACAUCUUCGCAUUUUUAUAUGUGACGUAUUAGGAUGCACCAAGAAAACUUUCAAGACUAAAGAUACUAUGGCACCCCCAGGGGAGUGGACUCUCCUCGGAAUCACGUGGAACAAACUGUGGCCGUCACCGGAAGUGGACAUUUUCUCGACGAGCAAAGCGGACCAAUUUGAGAUCACUUUGCAGAUGGAUCACCUCCGUCUCUCUGGAGAUGUCUAUUUUGGGGUUUCCAUGGACAACAAAGAUUUUUUCACGGGGGAGCUGUCCUGUUUCCAGUUUUACAACACAUCCAUUAUUGGGAAAACCCAAGGCGGAACGCCUGACCUUUGUGACCCCAAAACAUACACUUUUCCGGAAUAUGGCGAUCCGAUUGGAAGUAUAGAAUUCUACAACCAGAUGCUACCUACUACAGCUGGAAUAGGAAGCACAACAGUGGCGGAAAUGACGUCAAUAACCAACCAAAUGACGUCAUUGAUCGAAACGGGAUCGACUGCAGAAACAGUGCUUGUUACAAAUUCGACAACACCAGCGACACCUAAUCUGGAUACCGAAUUUGUUUUCCAGUCAACGACGACGAAUAUUGUGGUCUCGGAGACAAAUUUUCCCGGACCGGAAACCUUCGUUCCUGUGGAUGAGCGGGUGAAGGACGUCUGCUCCAAGUUUUUGUUGGUCGGCAAACAACUGUCUUUAGCAUCCCCAAUAUCCAGUUCCUUCGCCGGAAGCUGGUCCUCGUGCACCAGACUGUGUCUCGCUGACGUCAGCUGUAACUACGUUGCCUUGGAUACUAUUAGCGGCAUGUGCUCAUUGAGCACAGAUUCCCUGACAGUACCAUAUCCUUCAUCCUCCGUAUAUGAAAAAUCAUCGCAUUAAGCCACGUGUCUAAAUGUACACGUGUCUAAAUUUACACAUGUCAAGACGUACUGUGUCAAGAAUGUAAGACUUGCUAAAGUUAACAUGGUCGACAUGUCAUGAAUAACAAUCUUCAACAUGACCAAUGUUAAUGUUUGUGGAUUUAAUGAUUUAUUCAUGAGUUACCAAUAUCGUCUUAGAUAAAUUUGCGAGUAGUUGCGCUUCACCUACCGCUGGUGAUGUCUCGAUGUGAGUGAAAAAUUCUUGAAGAGACUUAAGACCACUAAGCAAAGACCCCCCCCCCCCCCUUACACAGGACAGUCAGCUACCAAUACAACACACACACAAAUAUGAUUCACUACUCGAAAACUUAUUUAACGAUACUUGAAUUUACACUACUUGUAAACUUAUUAAACGACACUUGAAUUUAUACUACUCGCAAACUUAUUAAACGACACUUGAAUUUACACUACUCGCAAUUAAACGUAUUUUACGACACUUGAAUUUACUCUACUCGAAAACUUAUUAAACAACAUUUGAAUUUACACUACUCGUAAACUUAUUAAACUACACUUGAAUUUAUACUUCUAGCAAAGUUAUUUCACGACAUUUGAAAUUACACUACUCACAAACUUAUUUAAUAACACCAGUAUUUACACUACUCGCAAACUUAUUUAACGACACAAGAAUUUACACUACUCGCAAACUUAUUAAACGACACUUUAAUUUAUACUACUCGCAAAUUCAUUUAACGACACUUGAAGUUACACACCUCUCAAACUUAUUUAACGACACUUGAAGUUAUACUACUCGCUAACUUAUUUAACGACACUUAAAUUUACACUACUCGCAAACUUAUUUAACGACACUUGCUACAAACAACUUCCAUCCUAAAAUAAUGAAAAUCAAAACUUUUAUGUUUUUACAAGAAAAAUAAAUGCAAUUCAUUUUAUGGAAUGUAAUUUGUGCCAAUGAUUUUCCAAAACUGAGGGAAUUUAUAAAGCAACAUACAGAGAGGGGUACUAAUUUAAACUUUUAAACUUCAUAAAACAAUUACAACUCCCUUAUUUUAUAAAGAUCGUUCUAUUUGGACCGCUAUUAUAGUUCCUCUCUAGUCGCAGAACUCAAAGUUUGAACAUUCUCGAAAUUUCAUUAUUUUUAAAAGAGAGCUUUCAUACAAGUUUCAAUGCACUGUUUUGAGUAAAACAUGAUCCACCAAGUUUUCGCUAUCUUUUAAUUAUCCCCCCUUGGAAAGGGGUUUUUAAUAAGGUAUGCUGAAACUAGACUAUCAGUUUUGAAUAGUUUAUAAUUGACAAACAGACGUCUGAGAAAAGGUGAUCAGAAAAGCUUUAAUCGAGACUUUGGCUCAGGUGAGCUAAAAUGCAAUAUCUAAAGAUCUUGUCAUGCAGAAGGGGUUUAAGAGAAAAACUUUGAAUCAUAAAUAUUGAAAGUGGAUAUAUAACGUGUAUACGACACUGACCUACUGGCACACAGACAGUGGUUUUCUAUCUAUCAGUUUAAAAAGAAAUAGUUUAAGAAUAAGGAUUUAUCAUAUUUAUAUGGAAUCCAUUCUAUUUUUUGCCAUUAUCGGUGCUUCAUUGAGAGAGGAAAAAAUCAAAGAUAAUAAGGUUUCAACUGACAAGAAACAAACCGUUAAACAAACAAACAAACAAACAAACUAGUUUACAGCAAUUUAUUACCAAAAAAAAAAAAAAAAUGUUUACUUGUUUUUAAAUCACCAAAUAUCAAAACUAAAGGACUAUACUAUGAUCUUUACUUCAAUAUAAUUCCAAUAUCAUUUAUUACAAUUGUUUUGAUUGGACAAAAAUAAAACUGAACAAGAGUUUACACAUCAAUAAAUCCGAAAACGCGAUGUAUUCAUACACGCCUGAAAACAAAUAACAUAGUGCAGGGAAACUAUUCAAAUUUUUGCAAUUGUUAAUAAAGUGAACGAAUUGGAAUUAUAAGAAUCAAACAUUCUUUUUGAAGAAUUUGUCGAUGUGUAAACUCCGGACAUUUUACUCACAAACUUAACAUAAAAGUGCUUCGCACUUUUAUUCAGUUUGUGAGUAAAAUGUCCGGAGUUUACACAUCGAUAAAUUCUUCAAAAAGAAUGUUUAAUCCUUUAUUAUAUACUUUCAAUUUCAUCUCUUCUUUUUUCUUUAAAAGUUUGCGGGCAUAUAUCACACGAUAUGUGCCCGGAAACAUUCCGGCCCGCAAACAUUACGUCACAAUCAAAUUUCUACGCCGUUAAUUUUUAAAUUUUUCGUGUUUUUCAUCUUUUACUCAGUUAAACCGAUAAAGUUAUUGUUAAAAAUAAAAUUAUUGUUAGUUUCUAAAUGAAAUUGAAAGUAUAUAAUAAAAAGGUUAUAGACUUUGUAUGGGAAAUAUGACGACCUCGUUUUUUGUCGCGGACGGACCUCGCAAGCUCGGUCCGUCUACGCACCAAAAAACUCGGUCGUCAUAUUUUCCCAUACAAAGUCUAUAACCUAUAAAUAUUGCCCUCUAAAAUGAAACGUUUGUAUAAAGCAAAGUUUAUUUUGAUCAAUGUUAUGUGGAACAGCUUUCUGAAAGAAACAUCAAUGCUGUUGAUUCUAUGAUUAGAUUCCUAAAUAUACGCUAUAAAUUUACUAUCGCGUAAUUUCUCGAGAGACGUCUCGUGAGAUUUAGAUCAAAAUUUAACUGCACUAUCAAAAAAAAAAAAAAAAAAAAAAAAAAAAAAAAAUCAAAAAAAUGUAUGUUUUGGGAAAUCUAGGGGGCAAUGCGAAUUUCUUUGCCAAAAUUUGCCAAUUUCUAUAACAUCACUGACUUCCCCACUAAAUAUCACAUCUACAUUUUGGUCUUGAUGAAACACCAUAGGGACAUUUGCGUUGACUAGAAAUGGCACGCCACUUUAAAAGAGCACUCACGCCCAAGAUCAAGGUCACAUUAUCAUCAAGGUCACAAUAUGGUCAACGUCACAACUAACACGGAAAGAAUUGCGCAUAUUAUCAAUUAUCAAGUACCCUUUCAACAAACUUUCUUAUAUAUAAUGCGUAUAAUUAUGUUCCUCGUACAUUGAUAAGGAUAAAGUAUACAGCUUUUAAAAUUUUUGAAAUAUAUUUCCCUUAAUUAUUUGGAAAAUUUGUGAGGAAAAACAAGCUAACAUCUGAUAUCCCAAAUCGACAUUACUCCAUUACUGUUCUCAAAAUGGCGCUUUCCACGAAUCACGUGUUCUGUCUCCUCCGGCGAAACGCAGUGCAAUAUUAGUAAAUGUGUUCUUAAUCACGAGCUGGUGGGGGUAUGUUUGAUAGUUAUAAUAUCUCCCCAUGAUUUACUUAAAACAUAAUUUUGUAGCAUUUGUACUUGUCCUAGAAUAUCAUAUUCAAAAAAUGAAUUGAAGUGGUUCUUUGUAGAUUUUUGUGUCUCAAAAGGGUCCACCCUUUAAAGAAAUUGAACAUAAAAAUUAAUUCAGAUCAAGGGAAAAUGUAACUUUUAAGAUAUGACAAAAAAAAAAAACAACCAAAAAAAAAAAAACCAACCGCCCAAUUCUUUCCGAACACUAGAAACUUGCUGAUCAGAUGCAGGACCCCCCCCCCCCCCCCCCCCCCCCCUAGAUUAUAAUUGAUGAUUUCAACAAAGACCCCUUAGUAAAAAGCGGAAAUAUCGAGCGUCUAAUCGCUUCCGCACAAAGCAGUGACCGGGUGCCUCCUUUUUACAAUCAGUUUGUAGCAAUCGAUAUUGGAUAUUAUUUAUUUAUCACAGGACAUAGAAAAAUAUCUAAAAACAUUAAAAUAUA